This is a messenger RNA of Letharia columbiana, 570 nucleotides long. RefSeq lists its product as uncharacterized. The record is from RefSeq and is a predicted model, not a curated record. Bases 1 to 570 code for a protein of 189 amino acids. NCBI's taxonomy places the organism in Eukaryota, Fungi, Ascomycota, Lecanoromycetes, Lecanorales, Parmeliaceae. The transcript has a single exon.
AUGAAGCUAUAUAUAGGUGUGGGUGGGAGGGAGAACAAUGAUAUGGCUCUGAAAGAGAACAAUUCGAAUGAAGAGCCCACUACUGGUGCAGUGGCCAUACAAAUAGUACUCGCCAUGGCCACCUGUCUCCCUACUAUCGCAUAUCGCAUAUUGAUGGAACGGUUGAUCAAACAACCACCAACGCUAUGGCCUCAUAAUGGACCCACUAACCCACAGUCCCACUGUUGCGAACACCAUCAUGUAGAACACCAGAUAAAAGCCGAAUUAGGAGAAGAACUGUACAAUACCUGCGACGCAGGCUCCCUCUCCGCCAUCCUCCCAUACCUCUCCAACCAUAAACUCCAAAACCCCUGCUCCGAUCCUCCGCUCUCAUCCACAAUGUACGUCGCCGCCGGCAAGGACCACUCCGCCAUCAACCAACACUGUCUCGCCUCCGGCGGUAAAGUGACAAGUCAAGUCAUGGACCACAUCCGCAACAACCGCUCGAUCAAAACCUACGACGCCAUCCUCGCCGCCGAAGCCGUAGACGUCACUUACGUAAUGGGGUAUAUGGGAGACAUGCUCACCUAG